Molecule: messenger RNA, 1677 nt
Organism: Drosophila sechellia
Lineage: Eukaryota; Metazoa; Arthropoda; Insecta; Diptera; Drosophilidae
Gene: Ir94f
Product: Ionotropic receptor 94f
Exons: 1
Coding region: 1-1677 (558 amino acids)
Source: RefSeq, a predicted model, not a curated record
AUGUGGCAACAAGUGCUGUUGGCCGAGACCUCUAAUUGGUCUCGUUCAGACGUUCUCCAGCGGUUCUGGACACAUUUGAGGGUGGAGAUACGAUUCCGGACAAUGCUCAACUAUCGAUUGGAAUCCUGUGAUUGCUGGCUUGACGAUGUUUUGGGCUCUGAUAACUCAACGGCUUUAUUGUGGAAUGAUCAAACAUACCCACAUUAUCUCAGACACCGGCAGGAUACCGACAUAUUGGCAGUGUCCUGCCUGAGGUUUCACCAAUACCAGGAAGUACUCCUAGCAUUAAGCUUAAUGUUGGAUCAAAUGCGUAGCAUGCCCGUGGUAUUGCAACUUUGUGGUGACGAAGAUUCCAUCCAGGAACUAAACUCAGCUCGGAUACUAUUGAAACACAGUCAAGACUUAAAAAUGCCCAAUGUUGUGUUGCUCUCGUGGACAUUUUUUAACUCUGCAACGUUGUACUCCUACGAAAUGUUUCCAGAAUUUAACGUUCAAAAACUGGUUUAUCAAGCAUACCUCACCCUGUUUCCUUAUAAGCUGGGAAACCUGAAAGGACAUCCAAUACGUACAGUACCAGAUAAUUCGGAGCCCCAUACCAUUGUGCGAAAAACGUUGAAUGGUUCCAUUUCCAUUGAUGGUCCUGUAUGGCAAUUCAUGAUUGAGUUCGCCAAACAUAUUAAUGCCACUCUUCAGCUUCCCAUAGAGCUGCAUCCGAAAAGAUCCUUUAAGCUGGUCCAGAUCCUUGAUUUGGUAAGAAAUCAAACCGUGGAUAUAGCAGCCAGUUUGAGACCCUAUAGCGUUAACGUGCAGCGCAGCAGCACGCACAUUUAUGGCUCCCCGAUGAUGGUGGGAAAUUGGUGUAUGAUGUUACCGACGGAGAGGAUAAUAGGCAGCCAUGAGGCACUGACUAGAUUAAUGAAAUCUCCGUGGACGUGGUUAAUCUUGCUACUUUUCUACAGUGUGCACAGAUUUUUGGCCCAAAAAACACGUUUAAGGAGUUCACUCAUUCAUCUGAUAAAACUUCUGAUUAACCUGGCGCUUAUCUGCUUUCUGCAAGCUCAACUUUCGGCCUAUUUUAUUGGACCACAGAAGGUGAAUCACAUAUCCAACAUGCAACAAAUAGAGGAAUCGGGUCUGAAAAUCAGAGGAAUGCGAGGGGAGUUCAUGGAGUACCCCAUCGAUAUGAGGAGUCGGUAUGCAUCCUCCUUUCUCCUGCAUGACAUUUUCUUUGAAUUGGCUCAAUAUCGUAACAGUUUCAAUACGUCAUAUGGCUAUACGGUAACCUCAGUUAAGUGGCAGCUAUACAAAGAAGCCCAGCGACAUUUCCGGCGACCUUUGUUUCGCUACUCGGAGGAAAUUUGUGUCCAGAAGCUGUCACUUUUUUCACUGAUCCAGCAAAGCAACUGCAUAUAUUGCUACAGAAGCACAAUCUUCAUCUUACGAAUGCACGAAGCCGGACUCAUUCGAAUGUGGUAUCGGAGAUCCUAUUACGUAAUGGUUACAGCAGGACGCUUUCCGAUUGGGGACUUAAGCACAGUUCAUCGGGCGCAACCAAUUCGUUGGACGGAAUGGCAGUAUGUGGUAUUGCUGCAUGGGGUUGGACUUCUAUUUUCUGUGGUUGUUUUCGUCAUCGAGCUCACUGUUCACUAUGCAAAUGUUUGCCUAAACAACUUGUAA